ACAAACAAGUCGCAGAUAAGAGGAACACGGACAACCCUCCAGUGGGUAGUGUCGGCUGGAGCUUUGUCGACGUGAUUCUGUUUCCACGGGGCUUUUCAAGGAGCAACUUCCCACUCUGACUGGAUAAACUUUGCGCAGUGUGUGGACGUGUUUUUUUUAAACUUUAGAGAAAUUGACGCUGAUGGGACAUAGAGAUGGCUUCUCCAUCAACAUCAACAGCGGGACAAGCAACAGAAUCGAGAGCAGAGGGCUCACGUCUGGGGGGCAUCGAGGCCUUGAAGUUGAAGGUGGGGCCUGUGCGGAGGAACCUCUUCGGGCCUGUGGACCACCAGCAGCUGCAGAUGGACUUCGAGAGGCUACUUUGCAUGAGUGCUGAGAUGGCCAACAAGCGCUGGAACUUUGACUUCCAGAGGGAAAUGCCAGGAGAGGGCUCCAACGUUGAGUGGGAGGAGCUAGGGUGCCAGGAUGUGCCGUCGUUUUACCGCAGCUGCACGGUUAAACCAGUGAGGAAUCCAUUCAGCACAAGGCGGACGGCAUCUUCAUCACGUGAGGGAUCCUCAGGGUCCAGCAGCUCGUCAGGGUCUGGAGACGAGUACCUGGAGGUGACCACCAGGGGGUGCUAUCGGAUCAAAGUGCAAGGCAAACGCAAACAGUCCUCUAUCACAGAUUUCUUCAAGAUCAAGAAGAGGAAGCUCAUGCGUCACAAACAACCUACUCGGCAGUAGAGAAGUACAACCAACAGAAGAUCAGCACGUCUACAUGUCACCUCACAUCGAUAUGUGUCAUAUUGAAUGUACAUAUGUAGCAUUUUGUAAAAGACUGUCCAAAAGCUCGUGCAGCACGGGCUUAAAAACUCUUCUGACAUCACAUACCUUUGUAUUCAGCACAAGGAAGCUAACAUAGUCUUAGCGAAUCAUGCUCAAACGGUUUUUUUAUAUACAUUCUUUAAAUACUGUAUUCUUUUUUUUUUUUUCAUCUUUGUACUGUGAAAUAAUUUUGAAUGCACUCUUAAUAACAGAAACGGGCUCUAGUUUUAAGAGGUUAAUUUUCUUCUGAACGGGCCUCGGAUAGUAUUUGACCUCAGGCCUUUUUUUUUCUCCUUCUCGCUAAAAGUCAUGAGAAGAUUUUGAUUAGCCGAGUUACUAUUCUUGACCUCACAAAACACUUAACCUUUGGUCUCACACAUCGGCGAUGAAAGCACGAUUCUAUUCAGGGGUCAAAAGCUCACCCAGGGCUCAACAUUUGGCAGCGUGACUGUGAUUAGCUCGAGGUUAGAGGUCAACGGUGGAGGUUAAACGAUGAGGUAAUGCGGUCGUGCCUAUUUGAUAGUGACUAAAAUUCUUAGCUUAUAAUAACAGUGUUUCUUAUUUUACUAUUUAUUUAAUAAUCAUGAUGUUAAAUCAUCAUCCAAAAAAGACAAGCAAUGCUGAAAACGAGGUUAGAUAAGGUGUUUGUGGAAAUCUGUGCCUUUGCCCCUAAACAAUGCGUUAGACUUUAAGUCUUUACGGCUCAUAUACACUCCACCGUUGCUGCUUAAAUAAUAAUGACCAUAAAUAUUUACACCAUCGGAAAAUAGAAAACUACACACAGACUUUAUUCCUUUUUUUGCUUUGUAUUAUUUGCAUAAUGGGGUUUUGAAAAUCUUUUUUUUUUUUUUUUUUUUUUGGGCCAUAGACCAGAACAUACCUUAUUUAGCUGUAUGUUUUUGUCAGCUUCAUGCUUGUAACAAUGUGGCAUUUUCAUUUCAUUUUCAUUACUUUUUUUUAUUUUUAUAUCCACAUUAUGUUCUCUUAUCCUCAAUGAAGGGAAUCUAGUGUUUUAUCACUCUGCUGCAGCUCAGAGAAAUCCAGACUGUUGGUUCCACUUUCUUUGACACGUUUUUGUUUAUCUGAAGAGUGGAGCUGCUGCACACUUUCCUGUCGCUGCGCAGUCCUCGACACGUUCUCAUUGUGUACAUACGUUUGGAAGAGUUUUAAGUAUGAAUGUGUUGAUUUUGUUUAUCUCGAGGUUUAUCGCCUGUUGUGAGAGUUGUGGCAGUUGAACCAAAGAGUAACUGCUUUGCUAUUCAACUAGAAACACAUUAUUAAUACAAGUUGCUCAUUGUAUGAGUGGAAAAGAUCUGAAGCAUGUUCAGAUUUUCAAAACAUAACUGCUAAAUCAUUCUUCUUUUUAUAUGGAUUAAAGCCAUAGUCUUAAUUAAUCCAUUCUUACUACCUCAUCAUGUACAACAACUGAAAUACAGGGAAACAACGCAGAUACGACUGCUUGUGUCUACAGGCGAAAAGAGAGACUGAAACAAAGGAGGGACUUGUGAUUAUGUUGUGGUAAAAGCUACACCAUGCGUCAAAUUUCACAUCAGGUAAAAUAUGGGCUGUGAGGGGGCUUUUUGUUGUUUGUCCCGCACUCUUCCUUCUCCGCCUCACUUUGCUUUCCCAGAAAAAGGGCAGAGCAGAGGUAUUAAGUCGGGAGGGGGAGGAUGAGGAAAAGGGACAAACUUUUAUUAGCCAACAUUGAAGAGAAAAUGUCUCUGACCCCUUCUGGAUCAAAAGGAUUUCUCCGGACAGACAAGUGGCCUGCAUCUCAGACUGGCUUUUGUCUGCCCCCUUUAAAAGUCUCCCAGCCUCUCCUUGGGGAACAAAACCUCCUCAGUCUGAGCGAAAAAUCUGCAUGAAAGCUGUUGCUCAUAAUCACUCAAUGUGUGUUUCACAGCUCUAAAAAUAGCUCACGUGCUUAAAAUUGUCUAAAUGUUUGUCACCUUAUAUAUGUUUGUGUGUCUAUCUUUUCAUCCUGUUCAGAGGAAACUUUCAAAGUCUUUAUUAACUUAUUGAGUUUAUAUCAUUCAUUUGUUCUGUAGGAAAAUAAUUUGAAAUUCCCCCGUUUGUUCUGCAAUAACUAACGAAUUGUGUUAUUCCCAAAACUAUGUCUUUAUACUUCUUUAAACAAAGUGGACAAGAGAUCUAUUUUUGGAUGGUAAUAAAAAAACACACAUUUCAACAAAAAGCUGAGACACACGUUGAAUUUCUUGACUUUUAGAUUUGAGCCCCUUUUUUUUUCUCCUCCAAUCAGACUCAUCAAACUGUGAGACAGUUUCUAAAUCCUCUUUAUUUCGUCCUUUGAUUUUUUUUUUUUAGUCUUCCAUGAAGAGGAAAUAAAACCAAACUAAAGGAAAAGGAAUACAUGUCAAGAUGAUCUCGUUUGUGUCUCGCUGUGCCCAAGCAAACUCGGCUCCCUAAUCCAGCAGUCGCUGCUUUAUCAAAGUGUAGCGAUUGUUUAUUUUUUAUUUGACCUGGUAUUUGCAAGGGGGAAUUGUGAUCUGUUAUAAUUUUGUUUUAAUUUAAAGCUGGUUUGUGUAUCCUGGCUACAUGUAAGAAGUGUAUUUCUUAUUGGAUCAGAAUCAUACACUAUUCUUUUUGAUAUUUGUACGACAAAUGUUAUACUGCUGGGUUGUUGGUGCACUGUUACCUUUCAUGUUGUUGAUUUCAUAGUGUGCUCAGAAUAAAACAAUGUUCGUAAGACUGAUAUAAACCACAA
Messenger RNA from Labrus bergylta (ballan wrasse), 3531 nucleotides. RefSeq names its product cyclin-dependent kinase inhibitor 1D (gene cdkn1d). Gene Ontology annotation, biological process: signal transduction by p53 class mediator; regulation of mitotic cell cycle. NCBI's taxonomy places the organism in Eukaryota, Metazoa, Chordata, Actinopteri, Labriformes, Labridae. Gene Ontology annotation, molecular function: cyclin-dependent protein serine/threonine kinase inhibitor activity. The record is from RefSeq and is a predicted model, not a curated record. Gene Ontology annotation, cellular component: nucleus.